This is a messenger RNA of Amaranthus tricolor (Joseph's coat), 1038 nucleotides long. Its product is annotated as protein PIN-LIKES 3-like. Bases 614 to 967 code for a protein of 117 amino acids. Gene Ontology annotation, biological process: endoplasmic reticulum to cytosol auxin transport. Lineage: Eukaryota; Viridiplantae; Streptophyta; Magnoliopsida; Caryophyllales; Amaranthaceae. The record is from RefSeq and is a predicted model, not a curated record. The transcript has 4 exons. Gene Ontology annotation, cellular component: membrane.
AACUCUUAUUUCUACCAAAAUAAGAAGUAUUUAACCGGUUUAACAUAAAGUCGUAAGUUUUUAGAUGAGGUAAGUCGGUACAAAAUAGGUAAUUUUAAAAAUAUGAAGAGAAAAGGCUCCACUUUGAUUCAUUCCAAAUUCCAAUGUUAAUGGGAAAAAAAAUUAAUGGUGGUGCUUGAAAAUGAAAGCAACGCUAGCAGGCAAAACAAAAGCAAUAAAUUUCAACCACGCACGCAAUCACGUGCAAUGAAUUAAUAUGCUCCGUAAGUACUCAAAAGAAUGAGCUACCUGCUACUGCCUACUAGUAUUAGUAUAUAGUUACAACACUACUACUACUAGUAGUACAUACACCUACAAGCUACGUAUUUGGAUACUAAGCUUGCAUCAUCUUUCUCUAAGAAAACUCUUUAGGUGGCGUCCAUGCCUGUUCUUAAGGUCCUAUUAGUUACUGCAUUAGGCCUACUUCUAGCUGUUGAUCAUGUUCAUGUCUUGGGUACCAAAUACCAAUGCUCGAAAGCAGCUAAACAAGGUCAUCAUUGUAUUUGGAACUUGGGGAACCUGCCAAUAAUAAUGAUCCCUGCAUUAUGUAAAGAGAAGGGAACUCCAUUUGGCGAUGCUAAUGUUUGCCAUUCAAAUGGAAUGGCUUAUGCUUCCCUUUCCAUGGCGGUAUGAUUCUUAUUUCUUAAACAACACCUACACUUGCAUAAUUGCAACUUUUAAGAUCAUCGUUAGGAAACCUGUUUUGCUGGUCAUAUGUAACAUCGUCCGGAAAUCUUGUAUGAAGUUUAUGGAAAAAGAAGUUAUUAAUGAUUAUCAGUUGGAUGCAGAAACAACAGUACCUCUACUAGCUUCACCAUAUUCUUCCCUAAAGAGUAUUAGUUCUCAAAAUCAGAUAAUUGGGUUCAUGACUGGGACAAUUCCUCUUACGCUCCACUUUACUCUACUCUUAAAAAUUUUAAAAAAUUAAAAAUUUUAAGUAUGUGAUUAUUAUUUGUAUGGAUAUUUUAAAUCUUAUAAAGGAUGAUUAUUGUUAAGUAU